Messenger RNA from Suillus clintonianus, 997 nucleotides. RefSeq names its product UNC-50. Lineage: Eukaryota; Fungi; Basidiomycota; Agaricomycetes; Boletales; Suillaceae. The record is from RefSeq and is a predicted model, not a curated record. Bases 114 to 881 code for a protein of 255 amino acids. The transcript has 8 exons. Gene Ontology annotation, cellular component: Golgi membrane.
ACCCUUCUACGUCGGUCGUCGCAGUAAAAGCCUCUCAGCCGCCAUUCAUCAUAUUUCUGUCCAAACUGUCUUCGUAUCGCACUCUUUUUCGACGCCCGCGAGUCGGUACAGACAUGCCCAUCCUUCCUUUAACCUCUCCAUCGUAUCCUAAUCACAAUUUAUCUGGCACUCCCAUGUCUGUCUCAAAUCGCGUGCCAUUAAUGUUUCGACGGUUGCACAGGUUCCAGCAAAUGGACUUUGAACUUGCCUUUUGGCAGCUGUCUUAUCUCUGUUUGGCACCCAAGAGAGUUUAUCGAAACGUGUACUACCACAAGCAAACCAAGAACACCUGGGCAAGAGAUGAUCCAGCAAUCUUGAUCCUGCUAUUUGCAAGCCUCUUCGUGGCUGCAAUAGCAUGGUCUAUUGUGUAUUCGUAUUCCCCUCUGCAGGCGGCGCGGUUGGCCUUUGUGAUGAUACUGCGAGAUUACCUCCUUGUCGGUGUACUGAGUGCGACUUUUCUUUGGUUUUUCGCCAACCGGGUGUUGGUAUCACCUUCCUCUCAUUCAUCACCUACAGACUCUUCAGUCGAAUGGGCAUAUGCGUUCGACGUACACACAAACGCAUUUUUCCCAUUGUACCUAACGCUUUAUCUAGCGCAACUCUUCCUUCUUCCUGUAGUGUUAAAGGACAAUUGGGUGUGCCUCCUCAUUGGCAACACCUUAUAUCUGGCAGGGUUUGCCCAGUAUAUCUACGGAGUGUACCUCGGACUAAGUGCUCUGCCAUUCCUGAUACGCUCCGAAAUAUUGCUUGCCCCACUGUUACCGCUAUUUGCGAGCUAUGUUGUUUCGUUAUUGGGUUUCCACGUUGGAAAACAUGUUCUGAGCGUAUACUUCGGUCCAUAAUACACUGCAUUGUACAGGAGAUGGACGAUAUGCACCCAUUGAUUACUCCAGUUAUUUAGGACCGCAGUAGUGUGCCGUAGCUUGAUCGCAAUAAUAAUAGACACUUUGUGUUAAAA